AAGGUAAAAAGGUCCAUGAUCUUGCAUGGCCUAUGGUAAGAAUCCGUGAUCUUGCAUGUCUUUGAAAUGAAUUAUAUGUCUGUUGGGGAACAUAUGGUUCAUAAUGUUGAGUAUGUGAUUACCACAUCUCAAUAUGAAAAGCUCAUGACUCGCGUGGCUCGAAUGAGAAGGUUCAUGAUCUUGCAUGGCCUUAAAUAUGGGUCCAUGAUCCUGCGUGGCCCAGGUAAAGGUAAAAGGGUAGAAAAUAAAAGGGUUCAUGAUCUGCAUGCCUUAGGUCUGGUUCUCGGUUUAAUUGAUUCAACCGAUUGAAUCGGUGAACCGACUGAUCCAAACAGCAAGGAAGAUUUGAUGAGAGGAGCAAGCUGCAGGCAUGGAUUUUCUAAUUUGGUGUUGAUAAUUUUGUAAUUUUGUUAAAAUUAAAGGUUAAAAUGGGUAUAAGAAAGGAAUGGGAAGGGUGAAAUUGAAAAAAAUUGAAAGAAGAUUGCAUGAGAAAUUGAACCGGUGGUUUUUUCGGUUUCACCAGUUUUAUCAGUUUUU
This is a messenger RNA of Rubroshorea leprosula, 537 nucleotides long. The record is from the annotation of a GenBank genome assembly. Lineage: Eukaryota; Viridiplantae; Streptophyta; Magnoliopsida; Malvales; Dipterocarpaceae.